Messenger RNA from Hyaloscypha bicolor E, 1539 nucleotides. RefSeq names its product heme peroxidase. Gene Ontology annotation, biological process: response to reactive oxygen species; hydrogen peroxide catabolic process; cellular response to oxidative stress. NCBI's taxonomy places the organism in Eukaryota, Fungi, Ascomycota, Leotiomycetes, Helotiales, Hyaloscyphaceae. The coding region runs from base 1 to 1539 and encodes 512 amino acids. The transcript has 6 exons. The record is from RefSeq and is a predicted model, not a curated record. Gene Ontology annotation, molecular function: heme binding; peroxidase activity.
AUGUGGUCCUUCAAAAGACUUCUCGCACUCCCCACAAUCCUCGGGCUUCUCUCAAGUGCCUAUGGUGCCUUCUUCUACCCAAACACGCAAGCUUCUCUCCUCGAGCACAUUCUAGUUGAUACACAUGGUGCGCAUUCUUCAGGGUUCGCUGAUGCGAUCACUCCUUGUACAAAUUAUGUUUCUGGGAACCAAUCCAUGGGUCGGACGACGGCAGCGCAAUGGAUCCGGGUUGCCUUCCAUGAUUUCGUGACUGCUGAUGUAGCCUCGGGAACUGGUGGUCUGGAUGCCAGUAUUGGCUUUGAAACUCUGAGAGAGGAGAAUUCGGGAAGCGCUUUUAAUGACUCGUUCACUUUUUUUCGACCAUAUGUAAACCCUGUGAUCAGUACUGCGGACAUUCUUGCCCUCUCAGUGGUAAUGAGCGUGGGCAACUGCGGCGGCGCUCAAAUCCCUUUCAGAGCCGGCAGAAUCGACGCCACAGGAGGUGGUGCUUUCGGAGUUCCAGCACCUGAGACUGACAUCCCUACAACCUUGGGCUUCUUCAGCGGCGCCGGCUUCAAUCAAGUCGAUUCCAUCGGCCUGACUGCAUGUGGCCACACUUUAGGUAGUGUUCAUCAUGGAGGAUUCCCAACGGUAGUGGGUCCCGAAGCCGUUUCAUCAGAUAACCUCGCUGGUGGUAUCCACUUCGACACAACAGUGGCAAACUUCGACCCUCUGGUCGUACACGAGUACUUGAAUGGCACAGGACAACGCGGAGGACCACUUGUGACGUCCUUUAACGUCUCAUCUCGAAGUGAUCUUCGGCUUUAUGAGAGCGAUAAUAACCUCACUAUGAUCGCCCUCGGAGAGCAGGGUACGGGCUUUCUAAAUACUUGCGUUGGGCUAUUGCAGCGUAUGAUUGAGACGGUGCCGAAAAGCAUUGUGCUCUCAGAUGUUGUGACGCCAAUGGAAGUAAAGCCCAUAAACGCAUCUCUCGAUUUCGAUAGCAAAGGAAACCUCUUCUUUUCAGGAUAUAUACGAAUCCUGACACCAACUCCAUCUUCCCCACCGUCCGCACCCGCGUUUCUCACCAUAGCCUCCACCACCCCAAUCCCCCUAACCCCCGAACCCGCACAAGGCCAGUCCAUCUUCGGAACCACGGCCUUCUACCCGUUCGCCACCAAAGUCAUAGAUGCCGGCUCCUUCGCGCACUUCAGCGUCACCGGCCACGGUUCACACAUCACGUUCCCCGUGCAAACUUCCGCUUUCGUCGUCCCCUCCCUCACCUCCGUCUCCUCCACAUCAACAACGAUUCUAAACUUCACCGUCGCAACAAGAUCCAGAGUGGCGCCAACAGUCAAAGUCCAAGUCCCCGUCGGGCAACAAGGAACAUUAGGUCCCGCUAUAAAGACAUUCGACAAUGUGGCUGUUAACAAUACAGGGAGGAAAGCAGGGUAUGAACUCUGGGCUGGAAGCGUAGAUGUUGGUGCUUUGGCGACGGGGGCGCUGAGUGUUGCGAUAUUGGACGGAGAGGGGAAGGAGGUUGACGUUGGGUUUUUCUGA